AAACUUAUUUCAGACUUAGAAGGGUCAUAUAAUGAAGAGGGAUGGGCUUAUACCCCACAGGGAAAAUUAAUUGUUCCCUCAUAUUUACUGUGGCAUUUAAUACGGGAAGCACAUAGGAAGAGACAUUGGGGAAUGGAGGCUCUGUAUAAGCAUCUGAUAAAAGAUAUUGUGGCUAGAAAUUUAUAUACCACAGUGAGACAAGUGGCUCAACAGUGUGACCUUUGCCUCCAAACUAAUCCAAAGAAUACUCCCAAACUAGAAAUGGGCCAGAUUGGAAAGGGUAAUGGGCCUGGACAACAAUGGCAGGUUGAUUUCACGGAACUUCCAAGAAAAGGGGGGCACCGAUAUUUGCUGGUAUUAACUGAUACCUUUUCAGGUUGGCCAGAAGCGUUCCCAACCAGAACUGCCAAGGCUCGGGAGGUAACUAAAAUACUAAUACAAGAAAUAAUACCUCGCUUUGGGGUUCCAGCAACCGUAUCCUCUGACAGAGGACCACACUUUGUUUCAAAAUUAGUGCAACAAACCAGCCACCAUUUAGGUAUAGAUUGGCAACUUCACACCCCAUAUCGCCCUCAGUCGAGUGGCCAAGUGGAGAAAAUGAACCACUUAAUCAAACAGCAAAUUGUAAAACUGGGACAAGAAGCAAACUUGCCAUGGCCUCAGUCUCUCCCUUUAGCCCUUUUGCGUAUACGGACAAGACCAAGGGUGAGAGAAGGACUGAGCCCUUUUGAAAUUCUGUAUGGACGCCCCUAUGGAAUACAAAAGGGGACAUCAAUGCAAAUUGGGGACGAAAUUAUGACCUCCUAUAUGGUGGCAUUGAGCAAACAGCUCAAUAAAAUUGGAAAACAUGUAAUUGGGACCCGAGGAAGGGGUCUGGAUGGGCCUGUACAUGAUAUUCAACCUGGAGAUUAUGUAUAUUGGGAAGGACCAUACCAAGUACUCCUCACCUCCUUCACAGCAAUCAAAAUUAAAGAACAGAAUGCCUGGAUUCAUCAUACCCGUGUGAAGAAGUCGCCACAAAAGCUUUGGACAUGAGAAAUUCAAGGGCCAUUAAAGCUCAAGCUAAAAAGAUAGGAUGUGGGUUAAAUUUAACAUGAUUCUGAUAAUUUUACAGGUGAUAGACACAGCGGCCUGGCGAGAGAACUGGUAUAUACAGGCGAUUCAAAACAUCACCACAAUUUUAAAUAAAACAGAUUGUUGGAUCUGUACCCAAAUACCAAGGCAUGCUGGUUAUGAGAUACCGUUAAUAGGCAUCCCACUGCCAGUUUCCCUAAUGAACCGCCAAGAUGGCUCCUUUUGGGGAAAUACAAUCUGGAGCACAGACCCUCAGGUUAAGUGGGGACGGGGACUAAAAAUAACUGUUGAAGAGACCAGCAUAUUAGGGGAUAACUGCCUAGUAAGUUCGGGGAAAGGGCUGUUUAUGGGAGAACACCUAAAUUGUAACAGA
Molecule: messenger RNA, 1447 nt
Organism: Falco peregrinus (peregrine falcon)
Lineage: Eukaryota; Metazoa; Chordata; Aves; Falconiformes; Falconidae
Product: protein NYNRIN-like
Exons: 2
Coding region: 133-1035 (300 amino acids)
Biological process (GO): DNA integration
Molecular function (GO): nucleic acid binding
Source: RefSeq, a predicted model, not a curated record